Molecule: messenger RNA, 3439 nt
Organism: Pseudoliparis swirei
Lineage: Eukaryota; Metazoa; Chordata; Actinopteri; Perciformes; Liparidae
Gene: cfap221
Product: cilia and flagella associated protein 221
Exons: 25
Coding region: 176-2689 (837 amino acids)
Biological process (GO): cilium movement; cilium assembly
Cellular component (GO): cilium
Source: RefSeq, a predicted model, not a curated record
AAACGCUUCUGGCGCGAGACCAGACGGAACGUGGCUUUCUUGAACUCAACAACUAAAUACAACCGGUUGUCUAAACUUAAGUUUUCCAACACAAUAUUUCCCAACACGCCGCUGUCUCCUUGCCAACCUUCUGUCAUUUCCCUCAAGAGGAGCCAGAGCUGACCUCUUGGCCAGGAUGGAGGUGGCUCCUCCUGCCCUGCAGACACCGAUGGAGCCCCUCAGAAGGAGCACCCCGAGGCCUCUGAGUCAGCUGGUGGAGGAGAGCAGGAGCCCAGCCAACUUCCCCAAUCAUCUACUGGAAUCAAAGAUCUAUGCCAAACUGAAAAGCCACAGCUUGAUCCACGCAGAGCCUCCAGAGCUUCACUUCAGUGGGUUUGAGCUGAGGAAGGAUUACAUAAAGAUCCUGAAACUAAUCAACAUCUCAUCUGAAGUCGUGAAUAUUCACAUCAUCCCCACCCAAACAGAGCACUUCCAAACAACUUACACCAAAAAGUAUCGACUCAUCCCAGGCCUCGCCUACACACUGAAGGUCCGUCUCUGCCCCGACGAGUGGCGUUACUUCUACGACUGCAUUCGGGUUCACUGCAAGGGGGAAGAGAACCUGUUGAUUCCAGUUCACGCUUACCCCGUCAUCGAUGACCUGCACAUCCCUCCUCGUAUCGACCUGUCAGUCGUACCACUUGGGCAAAGUGUUCACCAUGCCAUUCCUCUGAGAUGCAGCUGCCCCAUUGACUUUGAGUUCCAGGUGUACGUCAUUCAGCCCCAUGAGGCCUUCUCCAUCCAUCCCCUUACAGGUGUGAUACCAGCCGACGGGGAAGAGACGAUCACGGUGACCUUCAGUCCUUUCCAGUACGAGACCUGUCAUGUCACCAUGCAGCUGAUCAUCUCGCAGUUCAACACCAGGCCGUACCUCUGCACCAUCACCGGGAGCUCCGCCCCUCGCCUCGCGCUCAGUGAGCCGGGUCGUGGAGUUGCAGUGCCUGCAGAAUACGAAGGAGCCUCCCCCGCCAGCCCAAAGAAUAAAACCAAAUGCAGGUCGACAAAGGAGGCCGACAGAUCAAAGACAUUCACAGAUCCGGCUGUUGUUAAGGCCGCACCGAAGCCUCCGGUAGACGUCUGCUCUCCUGCGGGCGUGGCCAAGAUGCUGAUCAGGGACCCCGAUAAGCUCAGCUCUAAAGACCUGAGGGAAGCCAUAUCCUGUGGCGGCACCGUUGUCCUGCAGAACCGGCAGAUGAAGGAAGCUCUCUUCAUGAAAGAGGUUCAAGCCAACCAGCUCAGAUGGGGAGUCCAUCUUGGUAAGGACCCCGUGUCGGAGCACCCCAGGCGGCAGGUAGCAGAGGAGAGAGAGAUCGCGCUGCAUGAAUUCAUGGUCAGAAGUGGAGAUGGGCGGCCCGAGGAAGACUUCGCUCCCGAGAAGCCGACACUUUCCUCCAGACGAGUGCUGUGUGACGCAGGACAGGCCUGCGAGGGAGCCCCCUCCUUCCAGCUGUACCGCAGCUUCCAAUGGGAGCUGAGGCGAAGAGCCCUCGGACUGUUCCAGCAGGCCGCGCGCAAGGUCGUGAUCCGAUGUCGCAUGAGCCGCAGACGGACCUGUUUGAGGAAACCGUCGGACAGCAGGUGGAACUUGCCCGCGGCAAAGAAAGAAGAGGAGACAACUUGUGCCCUGAAGAUCUCCCAAGACAAAAUCUUCCCAUUUGCGUUCCCUGUGUUCUCGAGUGAAGAUGACCCAGUGGCUCCCGGUAUUUUGCUCCCGCUGCCCGUGGAUCCUUUUGACGUGACUGUGACGACACGCAUUCCUUUCUUCGAGCUUCAAGUUCCCCAGCACUAUAAGCUCAUGGGCUACCGGCCUGUGUCCGCCUGGGAUGCUUUUAACUCUUACGUGCCCGCCACUCUGGCCAGACCUCUUCGCACUGGAGCCCCGGACGAUUUGGUGCCCAAUGAGGUCAGAGCGCGAUCCCCCACCCCGGUGGAGUCCCGGUGGUCGGCGCCGCAGCGUGACGAUGAGAAGGGGGAAGCGGCGGCUGCCCGUCUCUCCUUCAGCGCCCCCGAAGCUCUGCUCAGACCCUUUCCGGCAAACCCACUCCGAAUCUUCAACCCAGAUCCAGGCCUGCAGACCUACAAGCCAACCCCCAAGUACCUGGAGAGUGACCCGGAGUUCCACCUCUGCCCUCUAUCCAGGUAUACAAUCCCUGAGAGCAUCAUGUGUGGCAGAGAGACACGGACCGCACACACUCCCAAGUUUAUGGACCACAAGGAGGUGAUCACAGGGAUCAUGACAUGGAAGGAUUUUGAUUCGCUCGCCUCAAAGUGUCCGUCCAGCCAACCGGCUUCCACCGGCGACUGGGCCCCGCGCAGGUGUGUCGACUACAGCACAGAUACACUUCCCCUCGCAGCCCCGCCUCCUCUCACCGGCCCUCCUGAUGAUCCGCCGCCGCUAACGGACAAACCAUGCGAAGGCGCCGGAGGAGUGCAGCUCACGCCGGAGAUGAUCAGAGCAGAGUUCUUGUCUGCAGAAGCUCUGGUCUCCAAUAGCAACCUCACCAGCACAACAACAGUCAGGCGCCGAAGGGAGCUGCAGGUGGAGGCGGCCUGCAGGUCUGAGUGCAACCAGCUGGGGAAGCGAGUGACGGCCAGGCUGAAGCACUUUGGAGUCACUGACGGCGCUUCACCGGGAGAGGACUGUGAAUAGGCAAACCCCCACCGCCACACACACACACACACACUACCAGAAACACCUUCAAAUACGCUGUGUGCACACAGACACACUACACCCUGAAUAAAGACAAUCCUACUCACCGAUACGAGACUUCCCACGUAUGAGCCUCUCUCCCACCUCCUACAAAUUACAGGCAGCUAUUCCUGCAAAGCUGGGGAAUUCGUUACCCCUCCACCCACACACACACAUGUAUAAGCACAGUUCCAGUCUAUUGAGCUACCGAACACCACUCACUACAUUCCGUUGAAAAUGAUGAUUCUGCAUUCUGGAUUUUUGUGGAAAGAUAACCACGAUUGACCAUUUAGUGAUAUAAAAGUAAGUCAUGAGCGUUGCUUCUGGCUUUGCGAUGAGAUCGCCGAUUCACAGCCGGCCGAGGAUUUCUAAAUGAGUUUUAAACCGUAACGGUUCCCCGUUAAACAAGCUUGUGUUCACGCGGUUGUAAAAUGAAAGCUGCUCCGGUCAGAAUGAGAUUCUCAAAAGAGCUGACAAUCCUGUGAACUCUCUGAGAGUCCAGCUCGCUCACCCCUAGAGGGCGCUCCAACUCUGUGUUUCACACUUAGACUGAGUGUGUGUGUGGUGCUGUGUACUCACUUUAUGGUCGUGUGCUGAGUGGAAGGACACACUCGAGUACCAAAGCCUAGAGCCACACCGCUCCACUGUCAGAAUACAGUGACGUCACAUUAGGGGGGGGGGGGGGGUUAAUAGAUAGAGUUUACAAUGCAG